CCUCCCUCCCCCGAGCAUGUCAGGCUCCUCUCCUUCGAACUCAAGGUUGUCUACCGCAGUUGUUGCCCUAACAUGGCUCCAUCUAUCGCGUGCGCUCCCCCAAUCUCGUUUCUGCACCGCGCCUCCAGCCUUUCUAUGCGUCAUCCCUUCUAGAAUGGGAGAAUAACCUUAAUCUUGACCCUCGUCCAAUGAGCGCUCCCAGGCGCGGUUCAACGUUGAAGAUCCAGCAGGUAGCGAUCUGUAGCCGCAGCCUCCCCCUCCCCUCCCCAGCCCGGAACCCUCCAGACACAGACAGCACCUCCGAAAUGCCUGGGAGAUUGGUCUGCUCGCUAGCCCGGGUCUGUGGACGAUUCUGCGUUCGUUCCUUUUGCUGGACGAGCUGGGAGCGUUGCAUCGAGGUCGUCUGAUUGGCAUGUCGACAGGGGGGAUAUUGCGUUCCUGCAGAUUGGGUAUCUGAUGACCGCACACUUGUAGAAACAGGACUCGUGAGCCGUACAGGCGUAGCAAAGAUGAUCUCGCUAGUUCGCCCGCGAGCUGCCAUGGCUACAUCUACUUAUCUUUGACCCGAUUCCCCAUCUCUCGACGUUGUCUUUCCUUUGCUUCUCUACCAUCCUGUACCGCUGUGAAGGCUGCCCGUUGAGCAAUGCAAGCGUAGCUUCGCGCCGCGCUUUCACACAACAUGGACGCCAAACUUCGCCCAUCGAGCCAGAUCGGCAUCCUUUCCUUUUUGCUGUGCGCAGCUGCUUUGCUUUCGUAUCUUACCCUCAGUCAAUCGUUCUUCUAUUCGUUCCACGUGCCAAGGCAGUCAUGGUGGGCACACUCGACAUACAACAAGAGAGCAGGCAAGGGCGAUCUCUACCUCCUUGGGGUUGGAAAGGCAGACAUCACAGGGCCGGUAGUCGAGAUUAACUUCAUGGGAUACGCCAAUCUUGCGCAAGUCGGCACUGGACUUCGCCAGCGUAUCUACGCCCGCGCGUUUAUCAUUGGGAGCAACACGAAUCCUGCAGAUCGCUUUGUGUACCUGAACAUCGACACUGCAUGUGGUGACACUGCUAUCCGAGACGGCAUAUUAGAGGGCGUCGCUGCCCUAGGGUCCGACUAUGCUGUCUACGGGCAGCAAAACAUCGCUGUCGUCGGCACCCAUCAGCAUUCGGGACCCGGAGCGUUUCUGAACUACCUGCUUCCGCAGGUCACAUCUCUCGGCUUUAGCCAGCAAAGCUACCAGGCUAUCGUCGACGGCUCUGUACUAGCGAUCAAGCGAGCUCACGAAUCCUUGACGCCCGGCUAUCUCGACGUUGCCAACACGACGGUGUCCGAUGCCAACAUCAAUCGAAGCCCAUAUGCGUAUCUGGCCAACCCCGCAGCGGAAAGGGCGCAGUACACAGAUGAUGUCGAGAAGACGCUCACGCUAUUACGAUUCCAGCGCGAAUCUGACGGUAAGAAUAUGGGGAUUCUCACGUGGUUCUCCGUCCACGGCACAUCGGCGCUGGAGAACAAUACCCACGUAACCGGCGACAACAAAGGCGUUGCCGAGUAUUUAUUCGAGCAAUCUAUGAUUGGAGACGACUCAGCAGCCGAUGGCUUUGUCGCAGGAUUCUCACAGGCAUCCGUGGGAGACACUUCUCCAAAUGUCCUCGGAGCGUGGUGUGAUGAUGGAUCCGGUGAGCAGUGCUCAUUUGAGAACAGCACGUGUGGAGGCAAAUCAGAGCCCUGCCACGGUCGCGGUCCUGAGUUUCAGAAGCUAGACUUGGGCAUUAGCAGCUGUUAUGAAAUUGGUAGAAGGCAGUUUCAGCCCGCUCUUGAUCUAUAUAAAGAUUUCGAUUCUGUGGCCACGCCGAUCAAAGAUCCUACUGUCAAAGCCUUCCACUUUUUCCAGGACAUGCGCUAUUACCAGUUUGAAUAUAACGGUAAAACGGUUCAAACCUGCCCUGCAGCACUCGGCUACUCGUUCGCUGCGGGAACCACAGAUGGCCCAGGAGUGUUUGACUUCACUCAGAAUGAUUCCGGGGCACCAGACGCCAAUCCUCUUUGGCAAGUGGUCAGCGGGGCGCUACGGACGCCGACUGCCCAACAGAAGGCUUGCCAGGAGCCCAAGCCGAUUUUGCUCGAUGUUGGCGAAAUGGAUUUCCCCUAUGCCUGGACGCCGAACAUUGUCGAUGUUCAGAUGCUCCGCGUAGGACAAAUGUUCAUGAUCAUCUCGCCGAGUGAGGUCACCACAAUGUCUGGAAGAAGGUGGAAAAGUGCUGUAUCUGCCGCUGCAACCGCGCAGGGGCUCACUUCAGCCGAACCGGUCGUGGUUGUGGGCUCGCCCGCCAACACAUAUGCACACUAUGUCACCACGCCAGAAGAGUAUCAGAUUCAGCGCUAUGAGGGCGCAUCCACACUGUACGGCCAGUAUGAGCUUCCUGCGUACAUGAAUCUCUCAAUCAGCAAUAUGCACUACUUAUCUGCGGAUGCUACGACCGGGCCGUCGCAAGGGACGCUACCCCCAGAUAACCGAGGCAACAGCUUGAGCUUUAUCAGCCCCGUGAUCCAGGACAACCCUCCGCUAGGCAAGAACUUCGGCGACGUGCUCAAGCAGCCUAAUGCCACCUACGCACGCGGAGCAGUCAUCAACGCAACCUUCGUCGGCGCCAACCCGCGCAAUAAUUUGCGCCAAGAGCAGACCUUCACAGCUGUCGAACAGCAGAACGGCAGCAGUUGGACUGUGAUACGCAACGACUUUGACUGGUACCUGAGCCUAACAUGGUACCGAGACGACACGCUGACGGGCACGAGCCACGUCGACGUGAGCUGGGAGACUGAAGGUGAGGGCGACAGCAUCCAGCCUGGCACGUACAGAUUGCAUUACUGGGGGGAUGCAAAGAACAUAUUUGGGCAGAUUACGGCGUUUGAGGGCAUAAGCAACUCGUUCACGUUAACAUAGUAAUCAUUAAUGUGUCAGACAUAUCGUUAAUAUCUUCACGAAAUUUAAAGGUCAUCGUAACGCACAAUCAUC
This is a messenger RNA of Verruconis gallopava, 2998 nucleotides long. RefSeq lists its product as uncharacterized. The transcript is spliced from 4 exons. Gene Ontology annotation, cellular component: extracellular region. Gene Ontology annotation, molecular function: N-acylsphingosine amidohydrolase activity. NCBI's taxonomy places the organism in Eukaryota, Fungi, Ascomycota, Dothideomycetes, Venturiales, Sympoventuriaceae. Bases 680 to 2926 code for a protein of 748 amino acids. The record is from RefSeq and is a predicted model, not a curated record. Gene Ontology annotation, biological process: ceramide catabolic process; sphingosine biosynthetic process; long-chain fatty acid biosynthetic process.